UCUGUGUGUUCGGUGUUCGGUGUUCGGCGAAUGGUUCAAAGAUACAGUGUCUGUGUGUGCCUAGCAAGUGUUUGUGAAAAUGUCCCACAGACAGAAAAUGCCGUGCAGACGUGCAGGGUCCAUCAAUGAGAGCUUUGUAUACUCUACCCUGCUUUCUUACUCGGUUCAGUAGUAUUUCUUCCUGAUACAGUUUCUCAGCUUUGCAAUAACACAGUAGCACGAUUCUUCCCAAAAACCCUUUAUUAUAUCUACCUUCUUUCUUAUCCCACGAUCUAUUUAUGCUUGCCUUCUCCUUUUAAUACCUCUGUUCUUCACCUGCCAGCUGUGUAUACAAUUCACAUUCUUUUCUCCCCUGCAGCUUCAAUGCUAUUCACCUUCUGGAACAAUUCACAAUUUACAUUCACCUCCAUUGAUAUUUCUUUAGUUCCGUUACUCAGUCCUACGCUGUUCUCACACCCUCACCCUUUCGAAAGCCCAAAAUCCCAACCUCACCACACCCCUCUUCAGAUAUUCACAUUGGCUUGAGUGGGUGCAGCAAACAUGAGUGAAACUGGUGCCGAUCUCUUGCAACAGUUGGAGGAUAUCCUUGAAUCCGACCCUCUAAUUGAUGAGGUGGGAUUUAUUCAUCCAUCUCAGUUUGACUUGCUAAAUGAAGAAUCAGGCAUUUCCGGCAAUUCAUCUGAUGAAGCUAUCUCUCAGGCAACAAAAAGGACAGCAAGCUCUGAGGGAUGUUCCAAGCAAAAGAACAAAAACUUUUGGAACAAAGAUCAUAAAUUGGGAAUUUCAACUUCUAUUCUUCUCCCACUAUACAAAGCUGCUAAACUAGCGUUUAUGACUGCAUUUAAACAAUACAAGAUGUGUGGCGAUCAAUCUGAUGAAGUUGGGAAUUGUUUACCUGUCUCUUCAUCAUGUGAUGAUCUUCAAAGUAUACUUAUGAGACACAGCAGGUCACUUCUGCUGCUAAGUUGCGAUUUUAUGACAGCAUGGAAUUGCAGAAAGUUAGUAGUUUCCAAGGAGAAGCAGCACUCCAUGUUGUUGGAUGAACUUCAUCUGUCUGCACUCGUACUUUCAUAUUCACCCAAAAGUGAACAAGCUUGGAAUCAUAGGCGGUGGGUCAUCAAGUCAAUGUCCGCACAUUGUUCAAAUUUCAAAGAUCUUUUGAGAAAAGAAUCUGAGCUGGUGGAAAAAAUAGCUGAGAGGUCGAAAAUGAAUUAUCGUGCAUGGAAUCACCGCUGCUGGUUAAUUUCGUAUAUGGCUAGAGAUCAGGUGCUACAUGAGCUGAAGAAAUCAAGAAGCUGGGCUGCAAUGCAUGUUGCUGAUAAUUGUUGUUUUCAUUAUCGCAGUCGGCUAUUGCUUAAGAUUAUGGAGGAAUCAAGUGGUUCUGAGAAAAAUGUGUCUUCUGGUUACAAGGCUGAUAUCAACCAGGCUUGGAAGGAUGAGCUUGACUGGAAUGAGACAUUGAUAAGACGCUAUGUGGGAAGAGAGGCUCUAUGGCUUCAUCGUCGCUUCCUUUCCAUGUACUGGAUAAAUAAUUUUCUUUCUGAUUCUGGUGGUACAUCCUAUAAUUCCAAGCAGACGAACAGAAAUUCUAACUACUUUGAUCCCUUCCUGGAGAAUGAAUUGUGUCUCAUUGACUCCUGCAUAACUGUUGAGGACAAUGAAUUUGCUGAUUUCGAAGCUCAAGCAGUGUAUGCUGCUAGUUACAUGCUGUGGUUGAAAGUGCAAGUUCCUGAGCCAUUGGGAAAUGAUCUCCGAGCGAAGAUAAGAGCAAUGGAUCUGAAGAGCUUGCUGGAUAACUCAAACCAAGAGAGGUUCUCACUUUUCAAUCACUUUUUGAGCUAAAUGGGAGCGUUUGUGCUUUUUGAGGGGGAGGUAGAUAUUAUUAAUGAUUCUAACAAUAAGUUUCUUUUACCUUACUAUUUUUGUUAUGAUGAUACUGUGUAAUCUAUAAAUAUAUAUUAACUUGAUUUUCCAUGAAUGGUGACACUAGCAAGAGAAUGCUGUAAAGUAUCAUAUCAUCACUAAACGAGAAAAGGUUCAGAUAAUCAGAUCUUAUAUGAAUUUCAUUAGAUAACAAUUGGUGUUUAUUUCAUUUAUUUUCCUCAGUUCAUUUUACUAUGUUAUUAAUUACAUAAGAAGUUACCCUCGAACAAAGGAGAGCAGUUGAAACUUGAAGAAAUAGGAUUAUGUUCAAUCUCUAAUGGAAACAUUAUUGAAGUAAAUGCCAUAAUCUGAAACAUAAGAAAGCCACAAAAUACAACGGAUAUGAAGAAGAUGCCACUUGAGAGCUGAAUUGGUCUUAUACUGUGUAAUGACUGUUGAUUGCAUCCACAUCUAAACCCUUUAGCUUGCCCAUUGUUUCCACCCUUCCUUUCAGAGUGUGAAGCUCUCUCAUCCUAUAUCAAUAUUCGAAAAGAAAGAAAAUAAAGAUGAUAAAUUGAAUGCAUGCAAUUAAGUAAGAGGUUGAUCACUUAGCCAGUGUUUAGUAUGUAUCUUAGUACAGAAACUACAGAGAUAGGAGAUAGAGACAAGACAAAAACAUCUUUAUCCGUUAACCUACUGUCCCUUGUUUUGAGGUGGACUACAAAUUGGUAAUAUUUUGUUCCAAAACAGACAUUUUUUGUUUUUG
Messenger RNA from Arachis stenosperma, 2629 nucleotides. RefSeq lists its product as uncharacterized. The coding region runs from base 541 to 1842 and encodes 433 amino acids. NCBI's taxonomy places the organism in Eukaryota, Viridiplantae, Streptophyta, Magnoliopsida, Fabales, Fabaceae. Gene Ontology annotation, molecular function: protein farnesyltransferase activity; CAAX-protein geranylgeranyltransferase activity. The record is from RefSeq and is a predicted model, not a curated record. Gene Ontology annotation, cellular component: cytoplasm; CAAX-protein geranylgeranyltransferase complex; protein farnesyltransferase complex. The transcript is spliced from 11 exons. Gene Ontology annotation, biological process: protein farnesylation; protein geranylgeranylation.